UGUGCGGUGCGCAGCUUGGGCAGCUUCAUGGGUUGGGCAGAGAAAGCUAUAUGGAAACACGUGACAGGGCUUGUAGGAGCGACGCUUCAUAAGUGUGGAGACUCGGAGAAAACGAGUGGAGAGAGACGCUGGAGCCAGCAGCAGCAAGAAGCAAGCAGCAGCAGCAGCAGCGGCAACCUGUCUCCACAAAGCUGGAGCGCACUCCAAGAACACUUCUACAGACAUUUGAAAAAACUUACACGUAGAACUUGAGAAAAGAAACUAAUAAUUAUGACUCUCAUGGUGGUUUUAUUUUAACCCAUACACGCUGGUUGUCUCUCCUUUUAUGUAAGAUCUGUGUUGGUUGGAUGAUGCACUUGUGACUUGGAUUAACGCGCGGUGAUAAAGGGCGAUUCUGCGCACUUGGAAAAAUUAUGUAAGGUUGUCCAGGUGUCUUAGACUGCCGUUGUACCCUCAGACACAGCCAUGAAAUCUGUGCUUGACGGUGUGGCGGACACCACCUUCCGGACUAUUACAUCUGGUUUACAGUAUCUGGGCUCCAACGAUGCAAACUAUGACGACCCCCUGAAUGAUGCAGACUUCAAGGCGGGUUUCUCUCUGCAGAAGCCUCUAUCUGCUUUCCGCAGCAACUCCUUCCCAGACAAAGUACCCCCAGACGAGGACCUCAUCCUCAAAGGCAUCCCCUUCUUCCCCACCAAUGCCACAGACUUGUUUGGCAACAGGAGCACCUUCAGAGAUGAGACUAACACUAUACAAUGUGGGGAGAACUUUAUGGACAUGGAGUGUUUCAUGAUCCUGACUCCCAGCCAGCAGCUGGCUGUGGCUGUGAUGUCUCUGACUCUGGGUACCUUCACGGUGUUGGAGAACCUGGUGGUGCUCUGCGUCAUCUUGCAGUCCCGCACCCUCCGCUGCCGGCCGUCCUACCACUUCAUCGGCAGUCUGGCCGUGGCUGACCUGCUGGGAAGUGUCAUAUUUGUCUACAGCUUUCUGGACUUUCAUGUUUUCCACAGGAAGGACAGCCCCAACGUUUUCCUCUUCAAGCUGGGUGGAGUCACGGCAUCAUUCACUGCAUCUGUGGGGAGUCUUUUCCUCACAGCUAUCGACCGCUACAUCUCUAUACACCGGCCCCUCGCCUACAGGCGCAUUGUGACACGGACCAAGGCUGUCAUUGCCUUUUGCAUGAUGUGGACCAUCUCUAUCGUCAUCGCAGUGCUACCUCUGCUGGGCUGGAACUGUAAACGUCUCAAUUCUGUUUGCUCAGAUAUAUUCCCUCUGAUUGAUGAGAACUACCUGUUGUUCUGGAUCGGUGUGACCAGCGUGCUGGUUCUUUUCAUUAUCUACGCCUACAUAUACAUCCUGUGGAAAGCACACCACCACGCUGUGCGAAUGCUAAGCCGCACCUCCCAGAAGAGCCUUGUUGUUUAUUCAGCAGAUGGGACCAAAGUGCAGACCACACGCCCUGAGCAGACACGAAUGGACAUCCGUCUGGCCAAAACCCUGGUGCUUAUCCUGGUGGUGCUGGUCAUCUGCUGGGGCCCAGUGCUCGCCAUCAUGGUCUACGACCUCUUCUGGAAGAUGGAUGAUGACAUCAAGACAGUAUUUGCUUUCUGCACCAUGCUCUGCCUGCUCAACUCCACUGUCAAUCCAGUCAUCUACGCCUUGAGGAGCAAGGACCUGCGGCAUGCCUUCCUCAGCUCCUGCCAUGCCUGCAGGGGCAGUGCCCAGCAGUUGGAUAAUAGCCUCGAGUCAGACUGCCAGAACAGAAAUGCCAACAUUUCUGCCAACAGGGCUGCAGAGAGUUGCGUGAAGACCACUGUGAAAAUAGCCAAAGUAACAAUGUCUGUGUCAACUGAAACUUCUGCAGAGGCUGUCUAAUUGGCUGUCGUGGGGGGGGAAAUAGUGUAAAUGUCAUCUUCUCCAAACAAUGCCAUUUAACACAAUAAAGCAGAACUUAGAUAGAAAAAAAAGUAUUAGUAUCAAAGUAUUGACUUAAAUCCUCACAUAGACGCUUUAGUGGUUGCAUUAUUUUACGUUGGUGUGUGAGUACAUAGCGUGCCAAAGUGCCAAACGGUAUUGCAAGUUCAUAGAAAGGACUCACAAUUUGAAAGGAUUAUCAAAGACUAUCAUAAGUCUGCAGUUUACCAUAGACUUCAUGAUAUCCAGUUAGUGAAGGCAUAUUAUAUUUUUGUACUGUGAAUUCAGGUUUUGAAAACAAUAUAUCUUCAUUUAUGGGAUAAGGGGCUACUGACGUUUUUAAUUCGAGAUGUUUAACUGUCUCAUUUAGACUUUAACAUGUGUCUUGCACCAUAAAUAAAUUUAAAAAAGACUUCGCGCCUUGACUUUCUACAGGCUUCGUGUACAUGUUGCAUAUACACAUUUCUAUCAUGAAAUGAUAAAAAAAAAGUCUAAAUGACUCUGAUUGUUUCCAAAAUUGACAUUAAAUAUGUCAUUUUGUACUCUUCAUCUGACAACACUCACAGUGAGUGGCAAGUGUGAGAGAGGUCUGAGAUAGAAAACAUAUUUAUCGUCGUCACGAGUAAACUCCUAAAGAGAUGGAGGUAAAUGUAUUCACGGCUUUCGAGUACGUCAAAUCUGAAAAGGCAUUUUUCUGUGGCAGAGUGACGAUCGUCCCUGUUGUCCAUUUCUUACUCGCUAGCUGUUAGACCUUUAGAGUAACGUGUCUUUGUUCAAAUGUAUACCUAAUAACUGUACAGUGUUUACUUGCAAAAUAAAAAACUGUUCAAAUCGACUCAUUCAGCUAUACAGCCGACAACAACAAGAACAACAACAGCAACAGGCUUUUGGCCAAAGCUUGAACUCAUCAAACUGAAUUUGGACGCAGUGUGCUGGUCACUACUGUAACAAAGUGAUUUAUGACUAUAGCUGCUUUCAUCCAAUGUAUGAUUUUACUGGAUUCAACCUUGUACAUGUGUGUGAUAACCUUGUGACUUGGUGAUAUAUUUCCAAUCCCAAGCCUUUUGAUCAUUGCAGUGAGUUGUUUUAGUGCUACUGUUGCAGUGGGGGUAUCACUUCAGGGGGGUGGGAUGAAAACAAACCCAUGCACAGGCCUAGUGAAGUACUUUUGGCGUAACUCUAAAUAAAAAAAAUAUGUCUGCUGUUAAUUUUACUUAUCUAAAUAAAGAAACAAGGGUCUUUUUCGUCAGCUGGCAACUUGAAUGGAAGUCUGUGUGUAUGCCGUGUGCGGAGAACCGACAAACAAAAGAAAAAAAACUGAGAAGAUGUGAUGUAGUACUUUUAAUCUAGAAAUCUCACAGCACAAUUGUUCUGUAGACAUUUAUCUUGGUGUAAAGUUAUCCAGACAGCUGUUUAUCAGUAUGCUUUGCUGCCUCUUGUAUUAUUGAGUAUUGAAGAUCAAAUUGUCAAACUGUCAAGUGGCUUCUGUACAGUGGUGGCAUAAUGAGGAAUCUAUGACUUUAAAAAUCACAGUCAAGUGUUUUUAGUAUUGCUGUUUUCAAACUUUUGAAUAAAGUUGCAGCUGGUUGUCAGUUUUUCGCCUGCA
Larimichthys crocea (large yellow croaker) is the source of this 3520-nucleotide messenger RNA. It is a transcript of the gene cnr1, whose product is annotated as cannabinoid receptor 1. Bases 466 to 1875 code for a protein of 469 amino acids. The transcript has 2 exons. Gene Ontology annotation, cellular component: membrane. The record is from RefSeq and is a predicted model, not a curated record. Lineage: Eukaryota; Metazoa; Chordata; Actinopteri; Sciaenidae. Gene Ontology annotation, biological process: G protein-coupled receptor signaling pathway. Gene Ontology annotation, molecular function: cannabinoid receptor activity.